AUGUCGUCCUCCAAUUUAUCAACUGUGGUUGGGUCGUAACUUUUUGAGUUUUUGAAAGUUGUUUGAUUUGAAGUCGGCGGAGACGGCGGUGAGCUUCGACGAGGAAGACUUGGCGCCUGAAUGGACUGACGUCAUCGUCGCCAUCGACGACUUCAACCUGCAGCGAAAAGUCGUCAGCCGCUACGAGUCGUCCUAUCAAUAUGAACAUUUCCUCAUCUACGUCGCUCAAACUGAUGCGGUAGAGUUUAUAUUGCAUUCAACUCGGGCAAAGGUCUGAAGGUCUUCUAAGGAAAAUUUUUCGUUUCACCUUUGAUAGCCCAUGUCGCGCCAAUUUGUAACAAUUUUCUCUUCUCCAGAGUUACAGUGCCCUUAUCUUUGAUGUGUGGGUCGUGUCCCUGUGCAUGCGCCUUUAAUUUAGCCUAAAAUUGAUGGAAGGCUCUUUAGCUUUUUUGGGCUUUUUUUUUAGCAAUUUUUUGAUUAACGCGUUGAAUUUUCCGUAUACUUCUGGAUCACUCUCAUUCAAAACCCCUCAAAAUGUUUUUUUAAAAUUGUAAAAGCCCUUGUAAAGCUAGGGAAAAUCUCUUCGAAAACCUGCGAAAUUGAGCUUUCAAAAGCGUGUCUUUGCUUUUACAAUAAAGCGAAUUUAGUAUUUUUUUUUAAUCUACAAAUCUCAAGGCGGAACUCAAGCCGUGGCGCCACAUCUACAUGUCGGUGACUACGGAAGCCGAUUCGGAAUGGUUUCUUCUGGUUCAGCUACGGAUCAAGACUGGCGAGAACGCGAGUGUCUUGAACGUCGUCGACAAGGUCUUUUUCAAAGGCUUUCAGACUGGGGACUUGAAAAUACCCAAAUUUUCAAGUUUUUCAAAAUUUUUUCAGGACGUUUUCCGCUUCGACUCGUUCACCCGGCCCUUGUCCGUCGAGCUGCAAACCACCGAAGUCAAGUUUUUGAAGCUGGAAAUGCGAGUUCUCAACACUGUCCGUUUGGGAAGUUAAGAAAAGUCCAACUACUGUAUUUUGAUGGGAGAAUGUUGAAAAGGAAGAAUUGAGUUUAAUCUGAAGACUUUAGCUUGGAAAUUAUCGAUUUCCAAACUUUUCUGUUUUCGAGUUUCUUUAUUAUUGUUCAAACUAUUUUCAGAUUCAAUAAAGCAUUGAGUCCGUAAGCGUUAAACUCUUUACAGCUUUACCUCGAGCACCCGCGGUUCCUCGACGGCGAUACUUUGAUUUCCUUUGAAGACGGCCCUUCGAUCCGCGUCUACAAGCACAUUUUGUACCUUCUCUCCGACUAUAUGGGUUAGUUUUUUGAUUUUUGUUUCAAGGUCGUUAAGCAAAAAUAGGCUUGAGAAUGGUGAAAAAUCAAGAAAAUGUUCAAAACAGAAUUUUUGAUGGAGCGUGGUGAAUAAGGCAUCAUUUAUUUGAAGCACAUUGUGAAAAAUGUGUUUCAGUCAUUCUUUUUAAAAUCAUUUUUUUUAAUUUUUGGAAGUUUGCGUAGCUUCUAUAAAUUAUCGGCGUAGUGUUCCGGAGUCCAUAUUUGAGUUAAUAGUUAUCUGAAAAUUUGUUUAUAAAAAUAUUUUGAAUGAACGGAAAAUUACGAUUUCACUGUAUCUGUUUAUUUAUUUUCUGUUUUAGACGAAUUCGAAAAGCAGUCGUCCCAUAUCCAAGUGUCUCACAUUCCAAGGAAGGCUUUCCUUGAACUUCUUUAUCAGGUUAUUUUUUAAUUAUUGUAAAGAAAAACGAAGGAUAAGUGGUUUUGAAGUGGUAAUUAUAGGGUUAGACGCGAAGUAGUCAUUUUAGGAUAGUCGUUUAGACUUGAGAUUUGAAAGAAUAUUUUUUUUCAAUUUCAAAAGUCAUUAUCAAAAUAUUUUGUGACCUCUCUAGUGAUCACUGAAAGUGGUGAACCUAUAUUUAUAUUUUGCUCACUGGGAAAAUUUUCAGGGGCCACUAUAAAGACUCGCCAAGAGCUACUUGGAGAGGACACUAAAGUGCCCACUAAACCCACCUCUAUAGUGGCCACUAUUUUCCGUUUUAAUGGCCAAUAGAGAGGUUCUUUAUUUAGUAGCCACUUCAGUAGUUUUUAAUCCAGUAUUCCUUCCAGUAACUCUGAUAACUUUAAAACAAACAGAUUGAAACAGUUAUGUUGAUCCAUUGGCCCCUGAAGUGGCCCCUAAAAAUUUCAGUGGUCUAGUAGUAGUACUAGAAAGUGGUCUUUUUUAGUGGUCUAGUAGUAGUCUAGUACCUCUAUAGUGACCACUAAAUUUUAACCCCUUAGUGGCCACUAAAUUAACUACUGUAGUAGCCACUAAAACGUCAAAACCCUAUAGUGGCCCUAAAAAACUCCCCAGUAUUUCAAUGUCAAUCGGUGGCUCCGACCCUAAACGCGCGAUGAGCCAAUCCUACUAGAGCGAGUCAGAUUUUUAGAAUGACGUCAUAGUCCUUGAAAUUCAGAUUCUGGACAGACCUUGGCUCUUCUUCUACCUUCCAGAGAAUUGAUAGAACAAAAAAGAAGACGUUGGUAAUUCCUCGAUUUAGGCUUACCCAACCCGUCGGCCGAUUUAUGGAAACUUCCGGUCGCUUUCCCUCGCAGCAGUCGGUCUCCGCUGCAAUUCGCUGAUAAAUCACCUUUCUCGGCAUAUUGUAGAGUUCAACUCGAGACCUGUUGGCCUUCAGCUCAGUUAGGAGAUGAUCGAGGCCAUUUCAGUUGAGCUUCGAAGAGCGAUUCCGAGCGGCGAUCGAUAAUCAGCUGGCGCCGGCGAUCCAGGAGAUCGCCUUCAGAGCGGCGCGCGACGGCACUUGGGAUCGCCUCAUUCAGAAGGGCUUCGAGGCGGAAUCCUUCUGCGGAAAGUCGGUCUACACCCAACUCGUCUGUCCUGCCAUCAUCAAGGUUCAAAAUUUGAGAAAAGUAGAUGUUUUUUAGAGAAAAAAAAAUCAAGAUAAUUUUUUCUUACUCUCAAUUUGUGUGCCCUGCUGUCAAAGAUCACAUUAAAAAAAAAAUACUUCUGGGUAGUUAUCUUAUCUGGAGCUCCGACUUCUUGUAGUCUUCCGAAACAAAAAAAACUUGAUGCUUAUCGUCAAUUUUUAUGGGACGACUUAAGGGUCGACGUGCCGGAUUGGACGAUACCUUGCUUAAGGAAGAUGCCCCAGUCCCCGAUUUUCUAUCGAAAGAUGUUUGAUAACUUAGUUUCCGACUGGAGCUUCUAUCUGUACCUUUUCAAGCCCAACGAUGAUAGCAAGUCAGCGAUUUUGUUCCGCGGGACGACUUUCUACAUGAACAGUGGCCUCCUAGCCGCCCACGGAAGGCAGAAGUUUAGCAUUGGCCGAAAUGGUUUCCCUGGAUUUUAUCGGAUCUGUACUGAAUAUUUGGUUCUAGAAGAAUACAUUGCUAUCUACAGUCUCGACUUUCAAAACGAGUGCGGCAAGAUGAACUUGUUGCCCGGCGAGGUGAACUUUUUUUUUGACUGGGAACACGGCGUUUUUUCGACGACGCCACGCCCACUUUUGCUUCGUAAAGUGUCGUGUGUCGUGUGCAUGCACUGCGCCGCUUUCGUGCAGAAAAUUGCGCUUAUGUAGAAAAAUUUCGAUUCGUCUUGAGACCUCUGGCAAUGGGCCUUGAUAUGCCCUGUUAUUAACGAGUCAAAAUCUCUGCCGUUCCCAUGACGUCACGUGGGAACGGCGGAUAUUUUGGCUCCGCCCACCGUGUUUUUGCUUUCACAUUUUCUUCCACUAGCAAAAACGCCGUGGGAAAAUAAGACGAACAUGUUGUUAAAAAAAUGAAAUUUGACCGGAAAAGAGUGUGUUUCGACCGAGUUUUUGGACAAAAAAAGAAGAGCUCAGGAAAGUCGAUAUGAAAUGGUGGUAUAGCAGAUUCACAGCUGGCUUGAGCCAUCGAAGAAAGGGUCCUGACACGAUAGUGCACGAGAUAGCGCCUGGCUCGUAGAGAGCGCAGACACGACACGCCCCCCUAGCGUCCCAAGAUGGCCGUGAAUCAGCUAUAUCAACGGUUUAUCGUGUUCCUUGAAGGACGUGUUAAGAGAAAUGAUUCAAAAAUCCUAUAUUUUUUUUCUUUUAGACGUUUGAUGCAAUUUUUCAAUUUCAAAAUUUAUUGGCGUUCUAGGUGUUGCUCUCCGUGCUGCACUACAUGAUGCCGUUGGGACCGAUGCCUCAGGCGGAGAUGCUCCGCGCCGCCAUCGUCUUUUGCCAUGACCAUGAAUGGAACAUCCUCAAAGAGGACCUCGAACAGGUUUCCCAAAGGCUCCUUGUUUCCGCAAAAAUUCAGGAUUUAGGAACUUUUGCACGAGCCGCCAUUGACCGUGAUCCAGUACAUGUCGCAGCUGAAAUUUGCUGAGAAAUAUGGCCUCGUCAACAUGUUGAGAACGAACGUCCAGAGGGCCGAGGCUAGGUAGGAUUUUAGGGGCUUGUGCGAGGGCCGGCCUGGUCUUAUCUUUCAAAAACGUCCGGCCCGAAUAGCAGAAAUUUCUUUCCAAUUUUCGACUUCUUUCACGACAAAUAUCUCAUUUUCAGACCUUGAUUCAUAUAAAAUUCGACAGAAACUAUAAAAAUUAAUAAAAACAAUUUCGAGCAAGGAUGAAGAUCUAUAAUUAUUUUCGAAGCCCUUUUUCGCAAUAUAAAGUGGCCCAAAGAUUCAUAGUCGUCAUAGACAAUCUUUCCAGCUGCCACCAGAUCGCCAAUCACAUUGUCGCCUCCGGCCAAAUUGACGAGCUUCAAAAAUCGACGAGCGAGGCGAUCGUCGACAGAAUGUGCAGCGGAUGGGGCCUUCAUCCCAGCGUCAACCGCCUGGCUACUAGGUAUCCUUCUGGGAAAAGCCACUUAAGAGGUUCCUCGAGGACUACUCUGAAGUGACCACAAAAAUCAUCCCUAUAGAAGCCACUACGUUGCUUCUUAGCCGGCACUAAGACUUUCAAUGGUUUAGUAGUGCCGCUUAGACUUCUUAAGAGGUUACUAAUAUAGCCACUUAGGUGGCUGUUGAUUCGACUACUUCAGUAGCCACCAGAGCUUCAAAACCCUGAAGUGACCGCUAAAAUAUUUCCCUGAAACUUGAUUUUUCCUGUUUCUGGUUUUAUUUCUAGAAGAGCCACUAAAACGUCAAAACGUAAAACGUUAGCCACUUAAGUGGCCAUUAGUUCGACUGCUGUAGUCACCACUGAAACGUCAAAACCCCAAAGUGGCCACUCAAAACAUCUCUAUAGAAGCCACUACCUUGCCUCUUAGUGGACACUAAAACUAUCAGUGUUUUAGUUGUACCACUUCAAAAAAUGGAAAAAUGGUCCGCCCAUGUAUGCUUUGGAUCACUGAACUGUUUAUGGACUUUUCCCGAGCUUUGCCAACUCCCAGAAUGCCGACAAAGUUCACGGAACGCUGUGUGGAACUGGAACGAGGUUCGGUUCUCGCCCGAGGCCCCGGUCGCCUCUGCGACACACUCGUCUCCAUGCAGUCCGAGUACGCCUUCGGCAUGCCCACGGAGAUGGUCGUCGUCGACUGA
This is a messenger RNA of Caenorhabditis auriculariae, 5494 nucleotides long. The record is from the annotation of a GenBank genome assembly. NCBI's taxonomy places the organism in Eukaryota, Metazoa, Nematoda, Chromadorea, Rhabditida, Rhabditidae.